GGUGCGUGGCGCGGCGGAGGGCCUCUCGCGGCGCCGCGGAAGCGGGACGGUCGGCCCGCCCGUUCCGGCUGCGGCGGCAUGGGCAAGAAGCGGGGCGCGGGGCUGGGCCGCUGCCUGCAGCGGCAGCGCGGCCUGGAGCGCCGCGGCACCUCCGCAUGGCUGCACGCCAGCGAGGUGGGCGGCGAGCGCGGCCCGGAGCUGCGGUCGGCGGCCGAGCAGAGCCCGCUGGAGGAGUUCCUGGCCACGGCUGAGCUGGCCGGCACCCGCUUCGUGGCCGAGCGCCUGAACAUCCAGAUCGUGUCUGCCCAGAGCCGCACCGGGCUGCUCACGGCCCAGGAGGCCCAGCGCGUCCAGCGGCUGCACCAGGAGAACCGGCACUUCCUGCGCAUCCCGCGGAGGCCCCAUUGGGAUAGGACAACCAGUGCAGAGGACUUGCAGCAAGCAGAGAGGGAGAGCUUUCUUGAAUGGAGGCGACAGCUUGCCCACCUUGAGGAAGAAAAAAAGUUAAUUCUAACCCCAUUUGAACGAAACUUGGAGUUUUGGCGUCAGCUUUGGAGAGUCAUUGAAAGAAGUGAUAUUGUAGUCCAGAUAGUGGAUGCCAGGAACCCUCUUCUGUUUAGAUGCCAAGAUCUGGAAAGUUACGUUAAGGAAGUCAGCAGUGACAAGGAGAACAUGAUCCUGAUAAACAAGGCAGAUUUGCUGAGUGAGGAGCAGCGGGCUGCUUGGGCUCGGUUCUUUGAGAAUGAGGGUGUUAAGGUGGUGUUCUGGUCUGCUUUGGCAGAGUGCAAACGACUGGCUGGAGAAGCAAAGGAACUGGAACCUGAAGAUGUAGCUGAGGACCCAAGUGGUUCUGAGGAUGAAAGCUUCAGUCAAGAAGAGGACAACACAGAACAAGAUAGUGCAGAAAGUGCAUCCACAGACAGUGCUUUGCAAACUGUAACCCAGGUUCUGCUUAGCGAUGAUGACAGUAGUGAUGAAUAUGAAGACUGUAAAGAUGAUGAAGAGGAAGCCUGGCAGACCUGUUCUGAAGAUGAAGGUUGGGACAAAGUAAAUGCCGUUGUUCCAGAGAGGACAGGAAGCAGGACUGAUGGUGCUGUGGUGCAGCAUGUAGCGCAGCAGCAGAACAGGAGCAUCAGGAACUUCAGCCAUCUGGUACAGAGAAAUGAGCUGCUGGAGAUAUUCAAAACAAUGCACAAUGGACCAAGGGUGAAGGAUGGGGAAGUAAAUGUUGGGCUGGUGGGUUACCCUAAUGUUGGCAAAAGUUCAACCAUCAACACAAUCCUUGGAAAUAAGAAGGUGUCGGUGUCUGCUACACCAGGCCGUACAAAACACUUUCAGACCCUGUAUGUGGAACCUGGCCUGUGCCUUUGUGAUUGUCCUGGUCUGGUGAUGCCAUCUUUCAUCUCUACCAAGGCAGAGAUGAUUUGUUCUGGAAUUCUGCCUAUCGACCAGAUGAGGGACCAUGUCCCACCCAUCUCUCUAGUUUGCCAGCAUAUCCCACGAAAUGUUUUGGAAGCAACUUAUGGAAUAAAUAUCAUAAGGCCAAGGGAAGAUGAGGAUCCAGAUCGAAAGCCAACAGCUGAAGAGCUGCUAACAGCAUACGGAUAUAUGAGAGGCUUUAUGACAGCCCAUGGACAGCCAGACCAGCCAAGAUCAGCUCGAUAUGUGUUAAAAGACUAUGUCAGUGGGAAGCUGUUAUAUUGCCAUCCACCUCCUGGCAUUGACCCAAAGGAUUUUCAGCACCAGCAUCAAAGAUGCCCAGAGAGCAGAACCAUGCAGGCUACUGCACAGGUGAAGCCUGAGAAGAAUACCAAAGCAAAACAAAUUGAAAAUGUGGUGGACAAAACAUUCUUCCACCAGGAGAAUGUUCGUGCCCUGGUGAAAGGGGUCCGGGCUGCCAUGGGAUACCGGCCCGGCAGCGGCCUCGUGCCUGUGACUGCACCCAAUCCUGGGAGUGUGGUAGGGAAGCCCUGGAAAAAACACGGAAACAGGAACAAGAAGGAGAAAAUUCGCAGGAUCACCAAGCACCUGGAGGCUUAACUGUGGCACCAGCAUCUGCCCUUCCUGGGGCAGGGACCGCACUUGCCUGCGGGGCUGAACUGAGGGGAAAAAAUGGAUAAGCAGGCAUUGCUAGUUCACCUGGGAGCUCUAUGCUACAGAGUGGCCUGAGCAGGGAGUGACCGUGGGCUCUGAUAGUUGGAGCUCAUCCCUUCUGAGAACAAAAGAGACCUGGCUGUUCGUGUUAACUGGAAGCCAGCCCAGAUGUUUGACUGCUGCUGAAACAUCCUUUCAAUGGGAGCAGAUGGAGCCGUACGGGAAUGUUUUUUCCUUCCACAAAGGAUGUGUUUUAUAGCUGGGAUCAAAGCAAGCCCUGUAAAACUGACUAAAAUCUUUAAACAGUUGAAUCUCAAUGAGUGAUGUUUGUUAUGUUUUGUUUUGAGACACUAUUGCUCAUAAUUUCUUUUUUUAUUAAGCUUGUUUGUUGAUUUGACAGAACAGUGUGUUGAAAAUGAGGUGCAAGGAUCUUUAUUGCCAUCUUCCUUCUCUGCUACACCAGCCCUGUUCUGUAGAACCUGGUACUGAAACCACUCCCAAUCUCCCAGUUUCGAGCAGAGCACAGCACACUGUGCAAGGAAAAUGCUGCUUUUAUGUCCUUCACACUGAGCUGGUAUCAGUUGUUUUUCUGUGUGACUUACAUCGGUAUUUUAAAACAUCAGCUCUGUGUGACUGGCCAAAAAUCUGGUGCUAUUUUGUCCUUAAAUAUAUUUGAGAUUUUACUUCCUA
Messenger RNA from Columba livia (rock pigeon), 2784 nucleotides. RefSeq names its product large 60S subunit nuclear export GTPase 1 (gene LSG1). Gene Ontology annotation, cellular component: cytosol. Gene Ontology annotation, biological process: ribosomal subunit export from nucleus. The transcript is spliced from 14 exons. The record is from RefSeq and is a predicted model, not a curated record. Bases 79 to 2040 code for a protein of 653 amino acids. Gene Ontology annotation, molecular function: GTPase activity; GTP binding. NCBI's taxonomy places the organism in Eukaryota, Metazoa, Chordata, Aves, Columbiformes, Columbidae.